AUAUAACUUUCCCUCAGGUGUGCGGACACUCCUUGUGACACAUUGCUGGGCAGUACUGGAGAGAGAGGGACUGAGUACUGCUGGAGGAAGGAGUACUGAGCAUUAUAUACAUCCUGACAGUCUCUGGAGGAAGGAGUACUGAGCAUUAUAUACAUCCUGACAGUCUCUGGAGGAAGGAGUACUGAGCAUUAUAUACACCCUAACAGUCCCUGGAGGAAGAAGUACUGAGCAUUAUAUACACCCUAACAGUCCCUGGAGGAAGGAGCACUGAGCAUUAUAUACACCCUGACAGUCCCUGGAGGAAGGAGCAUUGAGCAUUAUAUACACCCUAACAGUCCCUGGAGGAAGGAGCACUGAGCAUUAUAUACACCCUGACAGUCCCUGGAGGAAGGAGCAUUGAGCAUUAUAUACACCCUGACAGUCCCUGGAGGAAGGAGCACUGAGCAUUAUCUCUAACGUAACAGUCUCUGGAAGGAGCACUGAGUAUUGUCUACACCCUGACAGUCCCUGGAGGAAGGAGUACUGAGCAUUAUAUACAUGCUGACAGUCUCUGGAAGAAGUACUGAGCACACAACUGUAUCCUAAUCCUCCUUUUGGAUAUACAGAGAAGAGGAAUCAACCAGCAUGGCCGGUAUUGGGAAAAUAAUCUUCAGGAUAAUGAUUGGGAUCAUCAUCCUCCUGCUGGGAGCCAUUGCUCUGAUCAUCGGUCUCAGCGUCGCAGGUAACAGCUCCACCAAUGCUGUAAUGACUUCGAACACGGUUGGGCAAAUCAACAACAAUGUUAUUCUGGGCUGCACCUUCACCCCGGACACAAAGCAGUCCACCGAUGUCUUGUGGGAGAAAGUGGGCCUGACUGGUACCGUCUACAAAUACGUGAAAGGAAAGAUCUCCUUGACGGACCAGAACAGCGCCUUCAAGGGUCGGACCUCGCUCUUCCCCACCGAGCUGACAAAGGGGAACGGCUCUCUUUUGCUUAGCAACCUUCAGCUGAGUGAUAUCGGGACCUACAAGUGCACCAUCACUAAUUCUCUGGGUGAAGGAUCGAAUACGCUCUACCUCAACGUGGGAGCGUUCACCCCCAUCACAGUGACCAACACCACCCCGAGCACCCUACGCUGCGAUUCUCCCAGCUGGUACCCCCAACCAAGCGUCACCUGGUGGAACUCCACGUCCGCAGACCUCGCGUCCCAAGCAAACCUCACCAACUCAUCCACCACCACCAUCGUCCCGGGGCUCAGCGUAAUGAUGGAGGUGAUAUCGGACUUCAGCGGGGCCGUAGGGGACACGCAGUACACCUGCAUCAUACAGAAUGGUUUGGCCAAGGCUCAGGGCAUCGCCAAGUUCACAGUGACAGGUCUGAAGACGGAAUCUCGCCUGGACGUGAUUGGCUCAGCCGCCAUCUUGUCGCCGUCAGUUUUCCUGUUGUGUCUUCUCGCUGUGCUCGCCCAUCCAGCCGCUCUCUGACCUCUGAUUUCCCCGGUGGGUACAUGCUGGGUGUAGUCCUUGAACACCGAGACGUCAG
Rana temporaria (common frog) is the source of this 1522-nucleotide messenger RNA. RefSeq names its product V-set domain containing T cell activation inhibitor 1 (gene VTCN1). Gene Ontology annotation, cellular component: external side of plasma membrane. Lineage: Eukaryota; Metazoa; Chordata; Amphibia; Anura; Ranidae. The transcript is spliced from 5 exons. Gene Ontology annotation, biological process: negative regulation of T cell proliferation; immune response; T cell costimulation. Bases 625 to 1464 code for a protein of 279 amino acids. The record is from RefSeq and is a predicted model, not a curated record.